GUUAAAUUUAAUCCGGAUAAAAUCGAUACAAUGGUAGUGCAAGCAGUAUCGCUUCUGGAUGAUCUUGACAGGGAAAUAAACAACUAUAUAAUGAGAUGUCGAGAGUGGUAUGGCUGGCAUUUUCCGGAAUUGAGCAGAAUAAUUCAGGAUCAUCAGUCAUAUGCAAAGGCUGUUAGACUUAUGGGAAUGCGCACAAAUGCUCAGAACUGCGAUUUUUCGGGAAUAUUAUCGAAGGAAUUGGAAGAUCGCGUCAAAUCAGAAGCAGAAAUAAGCAUGGGCACAGAUAUAUCCGAUUCAGAUAUGUACCACAUCAGUGGCUUAUGCACACAAAUAAUUGAUUUGGCCGAAUAUCGAACAGAAUUAGCCGAUUAUCUAAAAAAUCGAAUGAUGAUACUUGCACCAAAUCUUACAAUAUUGCUCGGCGAAUUGGUCGGAGCUAGGUUGAUUUCCCAUGCUGGCUCUCUGGUGAACCUUGCAAAAUAUCCUGCUUCUACGGUGCAGAUUCUUGGAGCUGAAAAAGCUCUCUUCCGAGCACUAAAAACUAAGCGAAGCACGCCGAAAUACGGUCUCAUUUAUCAUGCGAGCCUUAUCGGUCAAGCGCACUCCAAAAUUAAAGGAAAGGUAGCACGAAAGUUGGCCGCAAAAGUGUCACUGGCAACUCGAAUUGAUGCACUUGCUGAUGAUUCGCAGGGGACUGCGACUGAGUGUGGUGUAAGAAACCGCGCAUAUAUUGAAGAAUUUAUUAGAAAAUCACAGGAACAGGGACCAACAAGAAUAACAGGCAGGGCAACAAAGCACGAAAAAUAUACGUUUAGCAGCACUGUGAAAAGAUAUGAACCAGGCGUCGAUUCAACUCAAAGAAGUGCCAAAAAGCGGAAGUUCAGUGAAGUUGAUGACGAAGGCGGAGAGAUGAAAAAGAAGGUAGAAAUUAAAGAAGAAUUAGAUGACGGGCUAGACGAGCAGCCGGGGCCUUCAAAGCCAAAACACAAGAAAAGAGAGUUGGAGGGAGAGCAGAAUGAUCAAGGCUCAUCGAAGAAAAAGCAUAAGAAAAAACAUGACGAGGAACAAGACGAUCAGCAGCAGCAGCAACAGCAGCAGAAAUCUUCGAAAAAGAAGCAUAAAAAAAAGAAGGCGGAAGUUGAGGAAGAGUGA
Molecule: messenger RNA, 1152 nt
Organism: Gongylonema pulchrum
Lineage: Eukaryota; Metazoa; Nematoda; Chromadorea; Rhabditida; Gongylonematidae
Source: the annotation of a GenBank genome assembly